AUGGCUCCAAACUCUACUGGAAUGCUGAAGAGGCAUAAUAGGCCAGUGGAGAAAUUCGAUAAGAAACGGGAUACGAAGAAGCAGAAGCGUGUUGAAAAGCCGAUUGUUUCCAGUCCGGAUCUAGAUUCAUCUGAAGAAGACCUUAUUGACGACGAAUCCGAAGCAGUUGUUUACAGAGAACCGACACCGUACAAAAAAUUGCUGGCAUCUCUCGGUUCAUCUAACAAGGUUGUUGCUGAUAUGAACAAAAGAAGGCUGAGAGAAGAGGAAGGUAAAAGCGACACGGAAGGAGAUGAGGAUGAGGAAGAUGAGGAAAACAGUGGGUCUGAGGAUUUAAGCUCUAUCGAUGGAGAGGAUGAUGAAAUUCAAGGGGAAGAUCAGGAAACUCUCGUAGGUCUUACUGAGAACAUGGCACAGGAGAACAAUGAUAAUCAGAGCAAGGAAGAAGAAUCUGACGAUUCUGAAACAGAUGAGGAGCAUGAGUUGAGUACCAAUGGCCAAUCCUUUGUAGAUGCUUCUUCGUCGACUAGUGCAUUUAGUGAGCACCUUAACCACAAAUUAUCCAGUGAAGAACUGAUAAAUUUACCAAAAGGCAAGUGGAAAUUUAAAUGGGAAGCACCUGCCUUUGACAUGCCAAAUUGCAGAUGGAAAGGAACAAGAAAAAAUUUCCUUGGUGCUAUGCAGAGUGAUGCAACUUAUGGCCUCAAGCCUAAGUUAUUUAACCACUGGCUUCAAUUAUACAACAAUGCUGGAGGAAGAGAUUUUGAAUCAUCUAAAAGAAGAAGAUUCUUUUCCAUUUGCAACAGCUAUCUGGAUAUUUUGCAUUCUAACAAGAAACCCUUUUACAAUAGAGGCCCUGAAGAAGACGCAAGUGCCAUGGACGCAUACCUUAUGCAUUCCGAUUUAUUGAAAUCAGUUCGUCUUAUGCAGUUGAAUCACAUCUUUAAAACUAGAGAUCUUGUGAAGAAGAAUGAUAAAAUUGCCAAGCAUCAAGAGACGGCUGAAGAGGAAAUUCUUUCUGAUGAUGCAUUUCUGGACCAAGGAUUCACUCGUCCAAAGGUACUCAUUAUACUACCAAUGAAGAGCAUUGCCUAUCGCGUUGUUAAGAGGCUCAUACAACUAACUCCAAAAUCUCUAAGGGUUAAUGUAGAACAACUUGACCGGUUUCAUGAAAAGUUUGGAUGUGAAGAAGGUACUGUUGAAGGUGAUGGGGAAAAGAAUGCAUCCGAAAAUAAGUCUUCAAAACCUUCUGAUUGGCAAGCUCUUUUUGGUGAGAAGAACAGCGAUGAUGAUUUUAUGUUAGGCAUUAAGCAUACAAGGAAGAGCAUUCGGCUGUUUGGUGACUUCUAUUCCUCGGACAUGAUUAUUGCUUCCCCUCUCAGGUUACACUUGGAAAUCGGUAAAGCAGAAGAAGACAAGGAAAAGGAUGUUGAUUAUCUUUCCUCCAUUGAGGUUUUGGUUAUUGAUCAUGCAGACAUACUAUCUAUGCAGAACUGGUCGUUCCUUGUUACAGUCGUUGACCACUUAAAUAAAUUGCCAUCAAAACAACAUGGUACUAAUGUCAUGCGAAUUCGGCCGUGGUAUCUGGAUGGACAUGCACGGUUCUAUCGGCAGUCAAUAAUUCUAAGUUCUUAUUUAACCACAGACAUCAAUUCUUUAUUCAAUCGCCAAUGCUUGAACUAUAAAGGAAAGAUGAAGCUGGCGUGUGUAUACAAAGGUGUUCGUGAGAAAGUGUUGCUCCCUGUCCAGCAGAUUUACGAAAGAUUUGAUGCCGACUCCAUGAGCCAAGUUGAUGAUGCACGUCUUGAGUGUUUUACCAAAAAGGUCUUCCCAAAGAUUAAAGAUUCUGUUCAGGGAGGAGUAAUGAUAUUUGUCCAUUCUUACUUCGAUCUCGUCAGGGUUAGAAACUUUUUGAAGUCGCAGAAAGCCUCUUUCUGUUUUCUUCACGAAAAUACUACAGAUAAAAAUAUAUCCCGGGCACGAAAUGAGUUCUUUUUAGGGAAGAAGAAGAUCAUGAUUUACAAUGCGAGAACAUACUUCUACAAGAGAUAUCAGAUCCGUGGCAUAAAGAACUUAAUUAUGUAUUAUCUUCCGGAGCGGAAGGAGUUUUACCCUCAGAUGAUGAACAUGCUUGAAGGAUCGGAUGACAUGAUGUCCACUGUGCUUUUUUGUGGCUGGGAUAAGCCCCAGCUGGAAAGGAUUGUUGGGUCUGAAUGGGCUGAGAGAAUGAUCAGUUCGGAGAAGAACACCUUUACUUUCGCUUAA
Messenger RNA from Arabis nemorensis, 2265 nucleotides. NCBI's taxonomy places the organism in Eukaryota, Viridiplantae, Streptophyta, Magnoliopsida, Brassicales, Brassicaceae. The record is from the annotation of a GenBank genome assembly.